GAUAUAAAGCACAGCGCAAUGAUACAGUUUAAACCGAUUAGCUGUCUUAUUUUACUAGUGUUUCUUUUUGAAACUGGGUGUACAGAAUUUUGUUUAAGAAAUGAUAUGCACGCAUUAAUUUUAGCCCGCGGAGGAAGCAAAGGCAUUAAGCUGAAAAACUUAGCUGAAGUUGGAGGAUUGUCACUUUUGGCCCGCACAAUCAAAACAAUUCAAAAUUCGUCUUGCUUCAAACACAUUUGGGUUUCCACAGAUGACAAACGAAUAGCCAUCGAGGCGCAGAAGUACGGUGCCAUUGUACAUCGUCGCCCUGAGAAAUUCGCUAGAGAUGAUACCCCUUCAAUUCAUGCAAUUACGGAAUUCCUAGAUGUUCAUAAGAGUAUUGAAGACUUUGCCUUGUUUCAGUGCACAUCCGUUUUUCUAAAAACGAAAUACAUUCAAGAAGCUGUUCAAAAAUUUGAUUCUCAUGACUGUGUUUUUGCUGCUAAGAGGUCGCACUAUUUACGAUGGAAAAUAGUUGAUGAUAUUUUGGUUCCAGCGGAAUUCGAUUUAAAUGCUAGACCAAGACGUCAGGACUGGAAGGGUGAUAUUGUGGAAACAGGAAUGUUUUAUUUUUCAAGAAGACAUCUAAUAAAUAGUGGUCUCUUACAGAAUAACAGGUGCUCCAUUGUGGAAAUCGAUGUCAAAGACGGCUUAGAAAUUGACUCAAGCCAUGAUCUUACAUUGGCCAAAUAUAUUUUAAGUAGUGAAACCAAAACGGAUUUAUAAACAUUAAAACUUAUGUUCUUGUUUGUUGGCAGAAUUACUAGUUCAUUAUAUCCUAAGAUCAUUGCUUGUGGAAAUCAAAUAAACGUAUUUGAUUUAAAUGUUUUGUUUAAAAAAAAUUUUUAUU
Drosophila gunungcola (fruit fly) is the source of this 889-nucleotide messenger RNA. RefSeq names its product N-acylneuraminate cytidylyltransferase (gene Csas). The record is from RefSeq and is a predicted model, not a curated record. Gene Ontology annotation, molecular function: N-acylneuraminate cytidylyltransferase activity. Lineage: Eukaryota; Metazoa; Arthropoda; Insecta; Diptera; Drosophilidae. The transcript has 5 exons. The coding region runs from base 19 to 765 and encodes 248 amino acids.